CCGAGGAGCUGGAGGAGAACYGGUCUAAGGUUACGGCUCAAACCUCCAGCGAGCCUGUGUUUYCAUACGUUUGCAGACCCGCUGCAGGUCCGUACCUGAGCGGCACCAUCGUUCUGCCAAUGUGACUGAUUGAUCCGGUAUGAUGAACAGUAAAGAUUAAGAGGAUGAMAAAUAGGCGUGCUGCUUACACAGCGCUUGGGGCUAAUCCUCCACCCUCCACCCCUCGGGGGCUCCCUUUUGAGGAGCUGCUGCCGUGGAGGACACACAGACAGCGACAAACAGGGAGGACACACAACCUGUUGAUCUGCAACAAGUGUCGGCUGGAUCUCAUGGCUGGACCCCAGCCCAUCUGUACCCCCGCAGCGCAGUAGAGGCUCCCAUCUGUCCGUCAGCAGCAACGUGAAGGAUCCUUUUAUUCAGACGUUUCAAACUCAGAAGAAAACAAACUUUUUUUUUCAUCAGUUGCUCAUUUUUAGUGAAAAAUGAUGGAGGACCACCUGUCAAAGAUCCCCUUGAUGCCGUCCUCUUCCCCCUCUGGGUCCUCUGGGAGUGGUGGGAUGGAGGACAGCAGAGGAGCCAAGAGUCCGACUCCGGGGAAAGCUCUGAGCCCGGCUCUGGUGUGCAAAGUGUGCGGCGACACCAGCAGCGGCAAGCAUUACGGCAUCUACGCCUGCAACGGCUGCAGCGGCUUCUUCAAACGCAGCGUGAGGAGGAGGCUCAUCUACAGG
This is a messenger RNA of Austrofundulus limnaeus, 728 nucleotides long. Its product is annotated as photoreceptor-specific nuclear receptor. The record is from RefSeq and is a predicted model, not a curated record. Gene Ontology annotation, molecular function: zinc ion binding; DNA-binding transcription factor activity; sequence-specific DNA binding. Gene Ontology annotation, biological process: regulation of DNA-templated transcription. NCBI's taxonomy places the organism in Eukaryota, Metazoa, Chordata, Actinopteri, Cyprinodontiformes, Rivulidae.